Aspergillus brunneoviolaceus CBS 621.78 is the source of this 378-nucleotide messenger RNA. RefSeq lists its product as uncharacterized. Lineage: Eukaryota; Fungi; Ascomycota; Eurotiomycetes; Eurotiales; Aspergillaceae. The transcript has a single exon. The coding region runs from base 1 to 378 and encodes 125 amino acids. The record is from RefSeq and is a predicted model, not a curated record.
AUGCGUCAAGUCGAGCAAGGUAGAAAUUGGAUGCCCGACCAAGGUUUGAAUUCCUCAAUGCAACAGGAGCAUCUACUGUCGAAGCAUGGUAAUACAUGGUACCUAGUACCUUAUACAAAGCAACAUUCCAAAACCGAUCACAGCUCAGUAAGAGACCAGAUAGGAAAGACCCCCACCGUUCUUCCCUCACCGCUUCCACAGGGGAUAAACCACUACCCGACUAUUCCUCCACUGCCUCCACUCUACUCCCUCCCUGCAUCAUUUGUCCCCGAGCACAGCCUUCGAGAAAAAAGAAAUAUGACUGCUCCAUUCUCCGUCCCAGCAGAUUGGCACCGAAUGAGAGCCAUCCCUGCACCUGCUGCUCUUCCUGCCGCAUGA